This is a messenger RNA of Mya arenaria, 622 nucleotides long. RefSeq lists its product as uncharacterized. The transcript has 4 exons. The coding region runs from base 36 to 419 and encodes 127 amino acids. Lineage: Eukaryota; Metazoa; Mollusca; Bivalvia; Myida; Myidae. The record is from RefSeq and is a predicted model, not a curated record.
CAUUAUUCACUCCAACAGUUAGUGAAGGUCCGUAGAUGAGAAAGCAUCGACUAAGUAUGUGGUUCGUGCCGGUGCUUCUUGCCACAUGUAUCUGCUGUGUUCUCGGACGGACUUGCACACAAACAUCGAACUGCGAUUGCGGUGACCAAUGUGUGGAUAGUAGCAACAUGGAACACUGCAUGGGAGGAAGCGAUUGUGUUUGCAAGACAGGCUGCGUCGUUGUACAUACGUUUAUACCAGCUGGACAAGAAAAGACAGUUCACUGUAACCGUUGUUCUUGUCCUACAAAUUCCGCACAUAGCAACGGAAAACCUACUUGUUCUAGAGUGGCAUGGUGCAACGUCCCUCCGGAGACAGACAUUUACCAAGAUAAUCCAAACUGUCCAAAUACACCCUUCAAUGGUCAUAUUGGUGGCUAGGAGUGUGUCGCAGUGACUCGCAGAUAAAUAUUUGUAUUGUAUUUUGAAAAUUAUUUUCAUCACAAGUUCAUAAGAUUUGCUUUCUGAAGCAUCCACCAGAUGCUACAGUUUUUGUGUAAUUAUGAUAUAGUUGGUGUUUUUUUUAGUGAUUUAAUUAUAUUUUUCUGCUUUAAAAAGGGUUUUGAAAUAAAUAAUUAAAUGUA